This is a messenger RNA of Fusarium venenatum, 903 nucleotides long. RefSeq lists its product as uncharacterized. Lineage: Eukaryota; Fungi; Ascomycota; Sordariomycetes; Hypocreales; Nectriaceae. The record is from RefSeq and is a predicted model, not a curated record.
AUGCCUGCCCAGCAACCAACAACGCCUGGUGUAAGAUCGUGCCUUGGCGCGGCGACCAUAGCUCUCGCGGACACGGAUGGGGCUUUCGCUAUGCCGUUAGCGUCUGCGCAGCCCAUGUACGCUAUAAACGGUGGUGGUGUAUGGCUUCCAGGCACGGCGACGUCAAUAACAGACUGGACAUGGGCUAAGGCAACUACCAACGUUGGCUCUGCUUCAACGGCGGCAGAUAUGACGUGGGGUAGUGAUGGUACGAGCCAUGCGUUCGGGUCAAAUCAUAUCAACGGCGGUGCCAUGCCUGCAGCAGCUGUCAGCCAGGCGGACUACCAACGCAUGUUCGCUAAUUACACGGCGCCAGGGUCGGCCUUGGAAUGUCUCACACCACCAGCAGACCAAUUCGCCGAACAGCAACAGCGACAAGAUCCGCCUCAAGCAUCAGCGUCAGCAUGGGCCCAAGACCUGCGCUGCUUCGACCACGGCUGCGAUGGCCGGCGCUUCUCAUCCAUCGGCAACCUGGUCCGCCACCAAAAGGAACAAAGCCGGGGUCUAUCGGCACGGCGAUACAAAUGCCCUUACUGCGACCAAACAUUUACGCGCUCAACGGCAAGGAAUGUCCAUCUCAGCCGAGGCCGCUGCGGCGGCGUCAACACCAUUCACAACGACAACAAUAACCCCAGCCCCAACCCCAACCCUAACAAUGAGCGGCUGAGGGCAACGGCGUCCGCCCCGUCUGCAACACCUGCUAUUACCUACAGCGGUUCUAGCGACUCCAGCAGUAGUAGCGUCAGCGACGAUGGCCACUUUAGACAAGGGGAGGUGAAGAUGGAGGCAGUAGCAGCUAUGACGGCGUACCUAUGUCAAGCCACGGGCCACAGAUGUCAGUGUUCGCUGUACUACAGGUACUAG